Fraxinus pennsylvanica is the source of this 1050-nucleotide messenger RNA. The record is from the annotation of a GenBank genome assembly. NCBI's taxonomy places the organism in Eukaryota, Viridiplantae, Streptophyta, Magnoliopsida, Lamiales, Oleaceae.
AUGAAUCAAGAUGAACAUGAACAACACGACAUGGUCAUGCCUGGCUUUCGCUUUCACCCCACAGAGGAAGAACUCGUGGAGUUCUAUCUUCGCCGGAAGGUCGAGGGCAAACACUUCAAUGUAGAACUCAUCACCUUUUUAGACCUUUACAGCUAUGAUCCUUGGGAACUUCCAGCCUUGACAGGAAUUGGCGAGAAGGAAUGGUAUUUUUAUGUGCCUAGGGAUAGAAAGUAUAGGAAUGGAGAUCGGCCUAAUCGUGUAACAACUUCAGGCUACUGGAAGGCUACAGGGGCUGAUAGAACGAUUCGAGGUGAAAACUCCAAGUCUAUUGGACUAAAGAAAACCCUCGUAUUCUACUCCGGUAAAGCCCCGAAAGGAAUUCGAACUAGUUGGAUAAUGACCGAGUACCGCCUGCCACACCAUGAAACCGAACGUCUACAAAAGACAGCAGAAAUUUCUCUUUGCCGUGUUUACAAAAGAGCUGGAGUCGAAGGCCACGCCCGAUCUCUCCCGACAAGAUUACCAUCAUCUUCCAAAUCAGUACAAUCCACACUCGAGAAACAACAAAACUGGUCGAAUCAAACCAUGGAAAGCUCCGAAGCUUAUGGAGGAUCAUCAAAUCAAAAUGAUGAGAAAAUGAGUGAAACAAAUGCAAGUAACAGCACUGAUUUUGAGAAUUCACUUGUUCUUUCAAACCACAAUACUUUUAAUACUAAUCCAUUAGUCCCCAUAACCUCUACAGUUCCAAUGCAAAUUAAUUCAAUGGAAAAUGAUGAAAGGAUCACGAUUUUACGACCUCGUUCUUAUUCCCUUUCAACUGAUCAUCAUCUGUUGAAUUACUCCCCCCAAGCAUCAGACAUUAUUCAGGACCAGCAACGGUAUCCUAAUGAUGUUCCUUACUUUCUAUCCCACUUUUCUACCUUAAAGCAUCCACAACCGCAGCCUCUAAAUGUGCUUCCGGGCUCGAUCCAGGCCACUUUCUCAGACGGAUUAUGGGAUUGGAAUGCAAAUUCAGCGGCAAGCAAAGACUACAGCAACCUCUUCAAGUAA